AUGCUGUGCGCAUGCAGAAGCUCUGAUGCCCACCAGGCGUCGCAAUUUCAAGAUGAUUCUCAAGAUUUUGAUAUUUUUGGUGAACUCUUUCACGUUCCUGAUGCUUUCAAGAUCGAUUAUUUGGAAAUGGAGAGGACCUUCAAGAUAUUUGUGUACCCACAUAAUACUAGUCUUUGUGACAAACCAAGGAAACUUGACGGUGAGUAUGGGAAUGAAGGAUUGUUCUUUGAGAAUCUUAAGCGGAGUCGGUUCUUGACCAAAGAUCCUGAUAAGGCUCACCUUUUCCUCAUUCCCAUUUCUUGUCAUUCAUUUCCUGCUGAGGGAAGAUCAGAAGAUGAAAGGGCUAUUGCUGUCGAGGAUUUCGUCAAGAGCCUUAUUUCCAAGUACCCUUAUUGGAAUAGAACUUUAGGUGCCGAUCACUUCUUCGUAAGCUGUGCAGACAUUGAUGUGACAGUUACUGCACGAAUUGUUAAUCUUGUGAAGAAUUCAAUUAGAGUAAUGUGUUCUCCAACUUAUAAUCUUGAAUAUGUUCCUCAUAAGGAUGUUUCCCUCCCACAAAGUGUGCAGCCAUUUAAUGAUUCUUCUGCUGGAAAUAAGACACGGGAAAGGUCUACGCUAGCUUUUUGGAGAGGUCUUACUGAUUCUGAUACUAGAGAGAAGCUGGUCGAUGAUUGGGUGAAUUGUUGUCCACAACUAAUUGACAUCAACAUAGGCCCUCAGCUCGAUGGUGCUAUAGCAGUCGCAAUUAAUUAUGGAUGUGUUCCAGUUAUCUUGUCUGACCACUAUGAUUUGCCAUUCAAAGACAUUCUUGACUGGAAGAAAUUCUCUGUGCAGAAGCACUUUGAGUGGAAUCUAACUCCAGUCAGACUUGAUGCAUUUCAUAUGGUCAUGUAUGAGCUAUGGCUGCGCCACCAUGUUACCAAGUACUGCUGA
Dovyalis caffra is the source of this 933-nucleotide messenger RNA. NCBI's taxonomy places the organism in Eukaryota, Viridiplantae, Streptophyta, Magnoliopsida, Malpighiales, Salicaceae. The record is from the annotation of a GenBank genome assembly.